CGCUGCCGCUGAAGGCAGAGGGUGGGGGUGGGGCCUGGGCAGUGGAAGGCAGGUGGUCCCUGGGCGCUGCCUGGGGUCUGCAGGAAGCGCCCACCGCCAUUGCCUCCGCAAUGCUCGCAGGAAGAUAAGUCGCACUCCCCGCGAUCUUAAACGGGGGCAGAGUCCGAGGGAAGGCUCCCUUGGGGGAAUGUAUGGGCCCACUGCAGGGCUGGUGGCAUUGGGAUCCCGGGCAUUAAUCAGUCCAGCCGCAGAGCCGGAAUAACUGUUCUAUCGUACCAUACCCCCCUUUCUCUCUGCCAUCAUGAUCUUCCGCGGGCGCAGCGUUAGCAGUCGCCUGAAGGUGAAAAUGGGGUUGAUGGGGAAGUUGGUCGUGACUCCGCUGUUUUUUCUCUUGGCUCCUUUGGGCAACAGCUGUCCGCCCCCGGUAUACACUGUAAUUGAUUGCAGGGAAACCCUGUACCUCGCCCCUUCCUUCUCUACCGAUUUUGCACUCUUCUCCUUGCUCACCACCAAGUGUAAUCAAUAACAAGCACUGGCAAUACACAGCAGUAGUGGAAUCGGAAAUAACUUGGGAAUUGAUUAGGUGCCGCAGCCAUGGAUCUGACCGGGUGAAGCCCAAUUGGAGAUUUCGGUUUCGUCCACCUGCCCUGUUCCGGUGGUUUUUGUUGUUGUUGUUGUUGGGGGGGGGGGGGGUUGGGUUUUUCUUUCCCCCCGUUUCUUUAUAAUUUUUUUUUUGUUUUGGUUUGGUUUUUGGAAAGCAGGGACCAUUACACUUCUGCCCUCCCCGUCUCCCCGUUCCUUUUUGUAAUCCCUUCUCUAAAGAGGGGGAAGAAAUCCGGAUGGAUUGGAAGGAUUGGACUGGUGUCAGCUGUGUUUUCUUGCACUCCUAACCCUGAUAAUAGGCUUUUCAUUGCCCCCAAAGCCUUUCUUUUGGCAUUUAAGCCAAAUGCGCUUUCCAAAAAGUUAGUUCCAAGUAUUUUCUCCUCUCUCUUUCCUUCCUCCCCUUCCUCUUUCCCCAUAACCCCCAACGUUAUUGUCCAAACAUGACUGGACAGCAGCUUUUGUUUCUUGACCCUGUAAUAUGACAGUCUGCUAAUAUUGCCAGAAGGUGCAGUUUUUGGGUUACAGACGUGGUUUUAGCUAUUCAAUCAUAUUAGCAGGAAAAAAAAUGACUUGUUUCUGUUGUACUUGAGUCUUAAGAAAAAGUGCCCAUAGUUUAGUGACAAUUUCCAAAGGCUUUAGUACCACCUCUAAUUCAAAAUGGGGGACCCAAACUCCCGGAAGAAACAAGCUCUGAACAGACUUCGUGCUCAGCUUAGAAAGAAAAAAGAAUCUCUAGCUGACCAGUUUGACUUCAAGAUGUAUAUUGCCUUUGUAUUCAAGGAGAAGAAGAAAAAAUCGGCACUUUUUGAAGUGUCUGAGGUUAUACCAGUUAUGACAAAUAAUUACGAAGAAAAUAUCCUGAAAGGUGUGCGAGAUUCCAGCUAUUCCUUGGAAAGUUCCUUAGAGCUUUUACAGAAGGACGUGGUACAGCUCCACGCUCCUCGAUACCAGUCUAUGAGAAGGGAUGUAAUUGGCUGUACUCAGGAGAUGGAUUUCAUUCUUUGGCCUCGGAAUGAUAUUGAAAAAAUUGUCUGUCUCCUGUUUUCUAGGUGGAAGGAAUCUGAUGAGCCAUUUAGGCCUGUUCAGGCCAGAUUUGAGUUUCAUCACGGUGACUAUGAAAGCCAGUUUCUGCGCGCGCUGAGCCGCAAGGACAAGACCGGAGUUGUCGUCAACAACCCUAACCAGUCAGUGUUUCUCUUCAUUGACAGACAGCACUUGCAGACUCCAAAGAACAAAGCUACAAUCUUCAAGUUGUGCAGCGUCUGCCUCUACCUGCCGCAGGAGCAGCUCACCCACUGGGCGCUGGGCACCGUGGAGGACCACCUGCGCCCCUACCUGCCGGAAUAGAGGCCUGGCCAGCCGCGCGGAGGCGAGCGGGAGUGCAGCAGCAGUUUGUUUUCCUUUUUUCUUACACUUUAUUUCAGAGUUUAAAGAAAAUGGACUCAUGCACAGAACACUAUGCAUUUUUGAAACUUGUUCAUCCUGGAUUUUUUUUUUUAAUUGUGUCUCAGAACUGAAAACCAAGUAGGUGUCUUCUGCACGGACUGUGUGAAAGGAGCUGCUCUGCACGCUUGCUGCGCGGCAUCAGCAUCUGCUAACAAUGUGGGACGGGAAGACCGUGUACGCUGAAAUGCUUACAUGUAGCCGGAAGCACAAGGUGAUACUCAGUUUUGAUGGUCCUUCCAUCUGUGCUGGUUUUUGCCUCUGACCUCUGUCAUCAGUAUUUAGAGGGUGAGACAUGAAUGUAAAAGGUGUCCGUAACAUUUAAAGAAACCGAUAGCUUUGCUGUCCUCACCGUUCUACAGCACAGUCAGAUUGAUUCAGUGACCACACGGGGUUGUUUAAAAAAAAUAAAAUACACCCACGGGAAAGAAAUCUUUUAAGAGAAAACAAGGCAUCUCAUUGAAGGCCUUCCUGCCUCCUGUUCUACUGGGCCAUGUUUGUUUCCUGGUACUCAUACACGUGUGUGUUUUAUUUCCAGAUCUCUCUCCCCAGGUGGUGGUUAUAAAAGAGUACUCUGCCGAACACGGGCUCGGUCAGACACACGGAAGCAGGGCUGGAGGCCGAGCAGCGGGCGCAGCUGUGAGACUGACAGGUCCACUCCAGGCUGCAGAAGCCAGGCUAGGGAGAGGACGGCCCUUUUUUGCUUUUUGCUUUUUGGUUUUAAAAAGAAGAGGUCUUUAUUACAAAGAAAAUGCAGUGAAUUGUGCAGAAAUACUGGUUUCUACACCAUCCUAAGGGAAAACUUAGGAGGGUUUCUUGGAAUACAAAAAAGUUUAACUAAAGUUGGGAUCUUAAAUUGUUUAAAAAAACAAAACAAAACACUGAGUGUCAAAGCUCUAAAAGCAGAAAUCAUUUAGUGCAAUGAACAUAAGGAAAGACUACUGUAUAGUUUUUUUGUUUUUUCUUUUUACUGAAGGAAAGCUUUGCUUACGGCUUGCACACUUUAAUGGGUAAACCUGAAUGGUCGUACUCCUUUGGAGUAGAACUUAGUGCUUACUGGUUUCCAAUUGUAUUUAGCUUCUGGUUGGAAUUUGAAAAAAAAUGAAAAACCUAAAUAAAAUAGGUGAAAGUUCCCUGACUAUUCAGGUGAAUACACAGAA
Suricata suricatta (meerkat) is the source of this 3206-nucleotide messenger RNA. RefSeq names its product chromosome 7 C6orf62 homolog (gene C7H6orf62). The transcript has 5 exons. The record is from RefSeq and is a predicted model, not a curated record. The coding region runs from base 1261 to 1950 and encodes 229 amino acids. Lineage: Eukaryota; Metazoa; Chordata; Mammalia; Carnivora; Herpestidae.